UACAGUCAGCUGAUGCUAACGCUGAACAGCCGGACGGACGGUUCUAGUAGCAGAGACGGAUCUGAGGUCAGCCAGGAUGCCUUUCUCCGAGCUAUACUUCAACGUUGAUAACGGCUACCUGGAGGGGCUGGUCAGAGGGUUCAAAGCGGGAAUAUUGUCCCAGGCGGAUUAUUUAAACCUCGUUCAGUGUGAGACUCUGGAAGAUCUGAAGCUCCACCUGCAGAGCACAGACUAUGGCAGCUUCCUGGCCAACGAGGCGUCUCCUCUCACCGUGUCCGUCAUCGACGACAAGCUGAAGGAGAAGAUGGUGGUGGAGUUUCGCCACAUGAGGAACCAGUCGUACGAGCCCCUGGCCAGCUUCAUGGACUUCAUCACGUACAGCUAUAUGAUCGAUAACGUCAUCCUGCUGAUCACCGGCACCCUCCACCAGCGGGCCAUCUCCGAGCUGGUGCCCAAGUGUCACCCGCUGGGCAGCUUCGAGCAGAUGGAGGCGGUCAACAUUGCCCAGACCCCCGCCGAGCUCUACAACGCCAUCCUGGUGGACACGCCCCUGGCUGCGUUCUUCCAGGACUGCAUAUCUGAACAGGACUUGGACGAGAUGAACAUUGAAAUAAUUCGUAAUACACUUUACAAGGCUUACCUGGAGGGUUUCUACAAGUUCUGUUCCAACCUCGGAGGAACCACGGCUGACACCAUGUGUCCUAUUCUGGAGUUCGAGGCCGACAGGAGAGCCUUCAUCAUCACCAUCAACUCGUUCGGCACCGAGCUGUCCAAGGAGGACCGAGCCAAGCUCUUCCCCCACUGCGGCAAGCUUUACCCAGAAGGCCUUGCUCAGCUGGCCCGGGCGGAUGACUACGAUCAGGUCAAGAUCGUCGCUGAUUUCUAUCCAGAGUACAAGCUGCUGUUUGAAGGAGCCGGCAGCAACCCGGGCGACAAAACACUGGAGGACCGUUUCUUUGAGCACGAGGUGAAGCUGAACAAGCUGGCCUUCCUCAACCAGUUCCACUUCAGCGUCUUCUACGCCUACGUCAAGCUGAAGGAGCAGGAGUGCAGGAACAUCGUGUGGAUCGCCGAGUGCAUCGCCCAGCGGCACCGCGCCAAGAUCGACAACUACAUCCCCAUCUUUUGAGCCUCCUCUUCUUCCUCCCGACAUCAUUUCAUUCAUGUCUUGAGCGGUGUCUCCAGUCUCGCCUCGAUAUUAAACAUUGUGACGGUUUGAUGCUAAAUCUUCAGCAUUCUUCACUCGCAGGUGUAAAUUAGGGUUUUUUUGUUAGCCCCCGAAUUUCCUGCUGCGACGUGAGUUCCAUUCAGGCUCGUUAUUGUUUACAAAGCAAAACAUAUAAUCAACUUAAAUACUGAGUUUUUAAGCUGGAAAAAGAGUCGCGAUGAGUUCAGUCCAACACAGGUGGUUGCUGCUUGUUUUAAUCAGAAGGCGACUCAUUUGACUUCCAAACGCUCACCUGUGAUUGUCUAAACUGUGACGCUCGGCGUGUUUACUCGACACGUCGGCUGACAAAACACAAGAAGAAGAAUUUGCAAUUUACUCCCAGCGCAGCAAACAAACCACCAUCUUUCUGCAACACGUCAAGCUGCAGCGUGCUGUUUUUUUUGGACCAAAAUCAAUAAAAAGAAACGCCCCAAAUCAGAAACUUAACACGACCGCAUGACAACAUUCCGCUGCUCAUCUUCAGUCUCCACCAGCUUCUGUAUAACCUGUAGUUAUUUCUGUUUUAGUGCUCCUUUUUGUCAGCAUGUCUGGUCAUUACUGUGGUUCCCCCACCCAAAAUAAAUAGACAAAAAUAUAGCGAGUGAAGUGAGCCCCCACCUGAUUUGCUGUCUUGACUAGAUCGUUGUUGGAUAUUAAUAAAAGCAGCAGCUCCCCGUCCCUGAGUUUGUGUAAAUGAACGUGCUGGAAUGAGUAUACGACCGACUUAAUGUUUAAACUAUACAAAGAUAUAUAGAUAUUUAAAGAUAUGACUAUGAUUUUGUUUUACUUAUGCUGUAAAAAAAAAAAGAAGAAGAAUUGAUCUGUUUCUGUUUCUUACUUGUGGAAUGUGUUCUGUAAAUGUGAUGAAAAAAAUAAAUAAGACUAAACUGCACUAAUGCAGGUCUGGAAGAAUUUAAAAA
Molecule: messenger RNA, 2127 nt
Organism: Anarrhichthys ocellatus (wolf-eel)
Lineage: Eukaryota; Metazoa; Chordata; Actinopteri; Perciformes; Anarhichadidae
Gene: atp6v0d1
Product: ATPase H+ transporting V0 subunit d1
Exons: 8
Coding region: 77-1129 (350 amino acids)
Biological process (GO): proton transmembrane transport
Cellular component (GO): proton-transporting V-type ATPase, V0 domain
Molecular function (GO): proton-transporting ATPase activity, rotational mechanism
Source: RefSeq, a predicted model, not a curated record